UCCCCGGGUCGCGCUGGUGCGGCCGCCCGGCGGACAUGCGGCGGGUCUCUUAGGACGAGGUGUCUUUAGCAGGUAUAGACGCGAGGUGCGGCCUGGGGACCCCGAGAGACUCUAGUAUUUCUGGAACCUUCCACAGCCUUGCGUUUGCACAUGGGUCUGGCCCAACCGCUUCGUUUCUUGACCGGAAUGAGCAGCUAGCCCACGCUGACUUGGACCUCACUUUGUAGCCCAGGCUGGCCUUGAACUCAUGGCCAACUCUCCCAGAUGGUGACAGAUAAACUAGGGCCUGGAGACUUGAGGGGCCUGACCCAGCAGGACUUCCCAUUGUUCCUUGCUUCCUGCGAGCUAUGGGAAAGGAUGAGGAGAACAGGGAGAGAAUCCUAACCUAUCGUCCCAAGUGGGACCCUGUUAAACUCUUGUGUCAUGCCCUUUUGGCUGGGCCUUCUCUGUAGUCUGCUUCCGGUCUCAGCUUUCCUCCAUUAUCAGGACCAGUCACAUGCACAAGUGCUCCACCGUCCCCAUCCUUUGCCACAACUGCCCAAGACACCACUGCUGGCUUCAAGAUCAAGGGAAAAUAGAAGCGACAUGGGGUAUUAGUAGAGUAACUGAAAAUAAGAAUAUCCUGAAAUUAAGACAAGAACUAACUGGUCCAGAGAAGCAUUCAUAUUUCAAGAGCUCUAAAAAGAGGUAGAACAUAGUUGGUAUGGAAUCAAAAGCUUGCGAACCAAAUAAUGAAGAUCUUUUGUCAAGUGGCAUCACAUCCAAUGGAAGUUCUUCAAGCCCAUUUUUUGUGUCCUCUAUUCGUGGUACAAUAAUUGAAAACACAACUUCAACUGGGACCUUGACACAAAUGCCUUUUUUCCCUAAAUAUGAAGUAGAACUUGACUCACAUAAAAAAGUCAUCCCUUACCCUGGAAAGGAGCACAUCGAACGUGUUCUGGAAGAAUAUUCACAUCAAGUCAAAGAUUUGCAGAGAAGACUGAAUGAAAGCAAUGAGUUGCACGAGAAACAAAAAUAUUACUUAAGGCAGUCAGUCAUUGAUUUGCAAACAAAACUUCAAGAAAUGCAAAUGGAGAGAGAUGCUAUGGCUGACAUCAGACGAAGAGAGAGUCAGUCCCAGGAAGAUUUAAGAAAUCAGCUUCAAAACACAGUUCACGAACUUGAAGCUGCCAAAUGCCUUAAGGAGGACAUGUUGAAAGAUAGCAGCACACAGAUAGAGCAGCUGAGGAAAGUGAUGCUGAGUCAUGAGGGGGCGCUUCAAGAAAUCCGAUCAACCCUAGUUGAUUUUGAAGAGGCCUCAGGCAAGAAAAUCUGUGAACAGGACAGCAUGUCUACUAUGCACUUCCGCAACUUGAGCUCAGCUAUUAGUAAACUCCUAAGAGAAUUAGACACAGAAAUUUCUUAUCUAAAAGGAAGGAUAUUUCCAGUAGAGGAUCAGCUGGAAACACUGAAAGCAGAAUCACAGAACAAAAUAGAACUACUUCUUCAGCAACACCAGGACAGGAUUGAGCAGUUGAUAAGUGAACAUGAAAUUGAAAUAACAGGACUUACUGAGAAGGCUAGCAGUGCUCGAAGUCAAGCUAAUAGUAUCCAAAGCCAACUAGAAAUCAUUCAAGAACAAGCAAGAAAUCAAAAUUCAAUGUAUAUGCGUCAACUCAGUGACUUGGAAUCUACUGUGUCUCAGCUGCGCUCUGAACUAAGGGAAGCCAAGAGAAUGUAUGAAGACAAGAUAGAAGAGCUGGAGAAGCAGCUAGUCCUUGCCAAUUCUGAGCUUACUGAAGCUCGCACUGAACGGGAUCAGUUCAGUCAGGAAUCUGGAAAUUUGGAUGAUCAACUUCAGAAGCUGUUGGCAGAUCUGCACAAGAAGGAGAAAGAGUUGAGUCUGGAGAAGGAGCAGAACAAGCGUCUGUGGGACCGUGACACAGGCAACAGCAUCACCAUCGACCACCUGCGACGAGAGCUAGAUGACAGGAACAUGGAGUUACAGAGACUGGAGGCCCUGCUGAAGGCCAUGAAGAGCGAGUGUCAGGGCCAGAUGGAGCGGCAGAUGGCAGCCAUUCAGGGGAAGAAUGAAAGUCUAGAGAAGGUGUCUUCCUUAACGGCUCAGCUUGAGUCCACCAAGGAGAUGCUGCGUAAGGUGGUGGAAGAGUUGACAGCCAAGAAGAUGACCCUGGAGAGCUCAGAGAGGACAGUGUCUGACUUGACAGCUUCACUCCAGGAAAAGGAACGAGCCAUCGAGGCCACCAACACAGAGAUCACCAAACUCCGCUCCCGUGUGGACAUAAAGCUUCAGGAGCUGCAGCGCCUGCAGAACGAAGGGGAUCACCUCAGAAACAUGCAGGCAGAGUGCGAUGCGCUCAAGCUCCAGAUGGCAGAAAAGGACAAAGUCAUUGAAAUUUUGCGUCAGCAGAUCGAAAACAUGACACAGCUGGUUGGCCAGCAUGGAAGAACUGCCGGGGCUAUGCAGGUAGAGAAAGCACAGCUGGAGAAAGAGGUUAAUGACCGCAGACUAGAGCUGCAGGAAUUUAAGAUUUUAAAAGAUAAAAAAGAUUCAAAGAUCCGGGAACUUGAAGCCAGAGUGAGCGACCUAGAGCUGGAAAAGGUAAAGCUGGUAAACGCAGGCUCUGAGCGGCUUCGCGCAGUGAAGGACAUCAAACAAGAGAGAGAUCAGUUAUUAAAUGAGGUGAAGACUAGUAGGAGUGAAUUAAACAGUCUUUCAGAGGACUAUGAAGUCUUAAAAAGGAACUUUCGAAAUAAAAGUGAAGAAAUGGAAACUACUACAAAUAAACUGAAAAUGCAGUUAAAAUCUGCACAGUCUGAGCUGGAACAAACACGGAAUACAUUGAAGUCCAUGGAAGGGUCUGACGGCCAUGCUAUGAAGGUGGCAAUGGGGAUGCAAAAGCAAAUCACAGCCAAAAGAGGUCAGAUUGAUGCCCUGCAGAGCAAGAUCCAGUUUUUGGAAGAGGCUAUGACAAAUGCCAAUAAGGAGAAACAUUUUUUGAAAGAAGAAAAGAGUAAACUCAGCCAGGAACUAAGUACUGUUGCAACUGAAAAAAACAAGAUGGCCGGAGAACUGGAGGUGCUGCGGUCCCAGGAGCGCCGCUUGAAAGAAAAGGUUGCUAAUAUGGAAGUUGCUCUUGAUAAGGCAUCUUUGCAGUUUGCAGAAUGUCAAGAUAUAAUACAUCGCCAGGAACAAGAAUCUGUACGCCUAAAACUUCAACACACUUUGGAUGUAAAAGAACUUCAGGGUCCUGGAUACACCUCUAAUUCUUCAAUGAAGCCACGUCUUCUUCAGCCCACAUCUGCAACCCGUUCUCAUUCCAAUGUUCCUUCUUCCCAGUCUACGGCCAGCUUCUUGUCCCAUCAUUCUAUGAAGACCAACACGCUGAAGGAAGACCCAACCAGGGACCUGAAGCAGCUUCUCCAAGAGUUGAGAAGUGUCAUCAACGAGGAGCCAGCAGUGCCUUUGAGCAAGUCUGAGGAUGACGGGAGGGGACAGUCUCUUGGAGUCUUGUGUGUGGCGGGAGAUGACAGAGUAAGAGAUUGCAUUACUGAAGCAAGCCUGAGAUCAGAGCUCUGCCACAGAAGCAAUAAUUCGCUAAGGGAAUCUACUGAAGGCAGCAAAUCAAGUGAAACUCUUAGUAGAGAACCAGUCACAUUGCAUGCAGGUGACCUGGAAGACCCAUCUAGUUGCUUCACAUUUCCAUCCACAGUAAGUCCUUCUGUGAAAAAUUCAGCUUCCCGUUCAUUCAAUUCUUCCCCUAAGAAGUCUCCAGUUCACUCCCUUCUAACCAGCUCUGCUGAAGAGUCAGUAGGCUCCACAUCACAGUACAGAGCUACCAAGCCGCAUCAUUCAUCUGAUUCUGCAAAAGAUUCACAGUCUCCGUCACUAGAAACAACAGGAAAAACAUGCAGAAAACUUCAGAACAGACUGGAAAGCCUGCAAACCCUGGUAGAAGAUUUACAGCUUAAGAACCAAGCAAUGUCUUCAAUGAUCAGAAAUCAAGAAAAGAGGAUUCAGAAAGUGAAAGACCAGGAAAAAAUGUUAUUAAAAUGACAUGUUGCUUGCCUACUCUUUACAGAGGGAUGAUGCCCAACAAACUGUCUUAUUACUUGUAGUAAUUACAAUGCCCUAGUUUUUUUUUCUUUUUA
Molecule: messenger RNA, 4152 nt
Organism: Jaculus jaculus (lesser Egyptian jerboa)
Lineage: Eukaryota; Metazoa; Chordata; Mammalia; Rodentia; Dipodidae
Gene: Ccdc158
Product: coiled-coil domain containing 158
Exons: 25
Coding region: 704-4057 (1117 amino acids)
Source: RefSeq, a predicted model, not a curated record